AUGGCCGCCGAUCAAGCUUUGCUCGAGACAAAGUACGAGUUCGUGAAGCUUAGUGUACGGCAGUCGACCAAGAUAUCAGACCGUACCGCAGCUAUCAUAUCGCGACUUACAGCAGAGUCGCCAGACGGCGGUAAGCCGUCGAUAAUAAGCUUAACAGCUCCGUCGAAAGCUUCCAGCAAGCUCAUCAGCAUCGUGGAGAUCGCGAAGCGUGCGUUGGCUUCGGCUGGCCUUAAAUGCUAUCAAUACAACGCGCUGUCUUCGCAAGUGAUUGAUGUUUUACGUGAGCCGAAGAAGACGGCCAGGACAGCCAACAACCCGGCUGGCGUCGAAGAAGGCGAACCUGAGUCUGACGAUGCCUUCGAGACCAUGGGCGCCUUACUAGGCGACACCAAGAAGCGCAACGUUCCCGUGCUCACCAUCCAUUUAUCACGGACACCGAUCAAGGAGCUCCGGGCACAGUUCGGGGAACAAAGAGCGUGA
Messenger RNA from Baudoinia panamericana UAMH 10762, 480 nucleotides. RefSeq lists its product as uncharacterized. Bases 1 to 480 code for a protein of 159 amino acids. Lineage: Eukaryota; Fungi; Ascomycota; Dothideomycetes; Mycosphaerellales; Teratosphaeriaceae. The record is from RefSeq and is a predicted model, not a curated record. The transcript is spliced from 2 exons.